Messenger RNA from Indicator indicator, 1344 nucleotides. RefSeq names its product NHL repeat containing E3 ubiquitin protein ligase 1 (gene NHLRC1). Bases 1 to 1344 code for a protein of 447 amino acids. The transcript has 2 exons. Lineage: Eukaryota; Metazoa; Chordata; Aves; Piciformes; Indicatoridae. Gene Ontology annotation, molecular function: ubiquitin protein ligase activity; translation repressor activity; protein binding. Gene Ontology annotation, biological process: proteasome-mediated ubiquitin-dependent protein catabolic process; negative regulation of translation; protein polyubiquitination. The record is from RefSeq and is a predicted model, not a curated record.
AUGCUGGAAAGGGAGGGCGGUUCAGAAGGGCGGACUGGCGCGGCGCGCGGGGCGGAGCGGUGCUGCCCCGCGGGCAGCGCCGUUGCUCCUCAUCUCGCUCACAGAGGGCGCCUUAACCACCUCAGCUCGCCUCGCCUCAUCCUUCCGCCGCCGUCUCGCCUCAGCCGCCUCUGCACGGCGGGUAUGGCAUCGGAGGACGAGGCGGAGCUGAGCCUGUUGGAAUGUCGGGUGUGCUUCGAGCGGUACGGCCCCGGUGGGCAGCGGAGGCCGCGGAACCUGCCCUGCGGGCAUGUCCUGUGCCAGGGCUGCGUGUGGGCUCUGGGAGGCCCCGAGAGCCGGCGGCUGGAGUGCCCCUUCUGCCGGCGGGCCUGCGGCUCCUCCGAGACCAGCGACUGCCUGCCGCUGCUGCAGCUGUUGGAGGUCCUGGGCCCCGAGUGCAGCAGCGUCUCCUUGGCCUUGGGGAGGAGAGCUGGAAGGGCGGCCGGGCCGGCUGCCGCGGGCCUCGGGCUGCGGCUGACACUGGGAGGCUGGGGGUCGCUUGUCAACCCCACGGGGGUGGCGGCCUGCCAGAGGUCGGGGCGCCUGGCAGUGGCACACGAUGGCAAGAAGAGGAUCCACGUCCUAAGCCCGAGCGGAUCCUGUCUGCAGCGGUUUGGGGAGCGGGGGGAUGCGGGCAACGAUAUCAAGUACCCGCUCGAUGUGACGAUCACGUCGGACGGGCAUGUGGUGGUCACCGAUGGUGGGGACCACUCUGUGAAGGCUUUUGAUUUUGAGGGAAGGGGGGUCCUGGCUGUCCGGGAAGGUUUCUCGUUGCCCUGGGGUUUGGAUGCCACCCCUGAGAGCGAAGUAAUCCUGACCGACUCGGAGGCAGGGGCUCUCUACCGCUUGACGGCUGACUUCAAGAAGGGGAAAUUAAAGAAGUGUCAGAUGAUCCGAUCUCAGCUGAUCAGUCCAAGAGGGGUUGCAGUCUCCCAGACCUCAGGUGCUGUGGUGGUAAUAGAGCACCUGAAAGCUCAAGGACUGAACAACAGCAGCACCCGAGUGAAGAUAUUCAGUGCAGACAUGGAUCUCAUUGGCCAAAUGGAUAACUUUGGUCUGAGCCUUGUUUUCCCCUCCAAAAUAUAUGCUACAGCAGUGACAUUUGACAAAGAGGGUCAUAUUAUAGUAACAGAUGUCUGUAGCCAGGCCAUAAUAUGCUUAGGGAAACCUGAGGAGUUUCCCAUCUUUAACCCUCUAAUUAGCCAUGGGCUUUCUUAUCCCAUGGGACUGACUUACAUGGCAAACAAUUCCCUCAUCGUUUUAGACAGUGGGGAUCAUUCAAUAAAAAUAUAUAGCUCCACCUGA